ACCCCACUUCACACCAGGUCAUCUCCUCCAGCUCCCCUCAACCUCCCAAAAUGCGCUUUGCUUCCGCGGUAUUCUUCUCUGGUCUUUUGGCCGCCGUCUCUGCGCAUUUCCAGCUGCAGUACCCCCCUCCCCGGGGCGACUUCGUCGAGGAUAAGGAGCCCACCUUUUGUGAUGGGUACUCUACUGCCGUGUCGAACCGUACGGUGUUCCCGACCACGGGCGGGAAGAUCUCGAUCAACUCUGAGCACCCCCAGUGGACGCUGGGUGGCAUCAUCGCGACCGUGCAGAACCCCGACAGCUUCGACAACUUCACGGUGAACGGCGCGUUCCAAUACGUCGUGCCGUUCUUCAAGACCUCCGGCGAGGGCGGCUUCUGCUUCCCCCUCGACCUCGCGGCACAGAACAUCAGCGGCGCCCAGAACGGCGCGAACGUGACCAUCCAGCUCAUCUUCGACGGCGGUGAUGGCCAGCUCUACCAGUGCGCGGACCUCACCCUCUCGGACAGCGCGACCAUCCCGGACAGCGUCAGCUGCACGAACGCGACGGACGCCGCUGUGACCCCCGUGUCGACCGCCGUGGCCACCGCGACCGCGACGUCCUCCGGGACGUCGACCGCGAGUGCGUCGGCGACGCAGACGUCGAACGCGGCCAGCGCCAAGAACGUCAUGGGCCUUUCUGGGGCUGCCGGUGUCCUCGCCGCCAUUGCGGCUCUGCUUUAAGCAACCGUUCGGUUGUAAUGAUCAGACAGUCGCAGUUGCACAGCUGUAUGAAGUAGUGGUGCUCGUCCGCGUACGAUACUAGGGGUCUUAUGUAUGUGUCGGAUUUUUCAUGACUGGGAUGACCUUGAAUGUCGUGUACGCUUGGAUGAUAGAUGCUACAUACGAAUUGCAUUUUUUGGUUGCAUGUCGGAUUGCGACGGAUUGCG
Molecule: messenger RNA, 925 nt
Organism: Trametes versicolor FP-101664 SS1
Lineage: Eukaryota; Fungi; Basidiomycota; Agaricomycetes; Polyporales; Polyporaceae
Exons: 4
Coding region: 51-719 (222 amino acids)
Source: RefSeq, a predicted model, not a curated record